Messenger RNA from Aspergillus heteromorphus CBS 117.55, 530 nucleotides. RefSeq lists its product as uncharacterized. The transcript has a single exon. The coding region runs from base 58 to 273 and encodes 71 amino acids. The record is from RefSeq and is a predicted model, not a curated record. NCBI's taxonomy places the organism in Eukaryota, Fungi, Ascomycota, Eurotiomycetes, Eurotiales, Aspergillaceae.
GCCACUAGAGCAUAUUGUCACGGAUCUGCGAUUGCUUUCUCGGAUUACUGCCCUCAUAUGUCCAAGGAAAUGUCAGUAGAGAAGUCAAUUGGUUUAUUGGGCCAUUGUAUCGGCAUUUUUUAUACUGUGCCAAGUACUAUGGUCAAGUACUUUGGUUCUGUGAUGAUAGAUAUCAACGAAGUAUAUAUUGUCGGCGUGAUGUCUGUUCCAUAUGACAUUAUGUUCCAAAUAUGUUGGGUCCAUGACGAUACCAUGGAUGUUAGUGUGGUAUAGAGGGACAGAGUAAUGUUUGUUUUAUGGUAUUAUAUUCCAAGCUUGUUAGUUCUGGGACGAUAGAUGUCCACGGUCCACGGAGUAUAUAAUGGGAUGUUGAGGAUAAAUUAGGAAGAGAAAGAGUUGGAGAAGGGAAGAGGAAUGUGUCUACUUAUAUGUCCUUGAAGUAUGAGUUAGUGAGGUUGAGAAGUGACUGGCUCAUCGAUAGAUAAUGAACGCUUCGUGCUGUCAUGAUACUGAAUGCCACCAUGAAUGAG